AUGGACGCUUUAGAGUUCUCACAUCGCAGGAGGCCCAAGAGAAAUGGGCCGUGGGAUGUUCCAUUACCCCCCGGUCCUCUGCAGGAUAUAAAUUGCAGUGGGCAGAAUUACAACAACAGGCACGCGACGAUGCCGUUGGAACACGAAAGCAUGCGCGCAAAGCGCAAGAGAACAGAUGGUAGCAAUGCAACAACAAACAACCCCGCGACGAGGGAGAAAAGAAGAAGAAACGGCAAAACACCAUCACCAAGAAUAACAACAAAAAGAAGAUUGACCACCAUCAAACAGUGCAGCCUUGUUCAAUACAUGUUCGUAUGGCUUAUGUUCACCUACGAUCUUUACUGUUACCUUGAGUACAUGAAAUGUCAGGUAUAA
Molecule: messenger RNA, 375 nt
Organism: Trypanosoma theileri
Lineage: Eukaryota; Euglenozoa; Kinetoplastea; Trypanosomatida; Trypanosomatidae
Exons: 1
Coding region: 1-375 (124 amino acids)
Source: RefSeq, a predicted model, not a curated record